AGAUUUUUGGGUUUCGAUUUCUGAUAUGCUUUCUUUAUUCAAAUUUUUUAGAUUUUAGGAUGGUGGAUAGAGAUGGGAAAAAGGGUCGCCGCCAGCAAUCUCGCAUCUCAUCGGUGACGAUAGCAACGGGGAUAAGGGAACAGAGAAUGAAUUUCUCGAUUCAGGUUUUUUUUAAGAUUUCAGAAAUGCUAGGUGAUUUCCUCUUAUACUCUACUCUUAUGGCUACAAAAGGGAGUUUUUGAAAGUGGAGAAUGGGUUUGAAAUUGAUUUCCUCUUAGUUAAUUUGUGGGGUUUUUAAGACGAUGCGAUUUUGGGUUUGUAUGGGUUACUGUGAUGGUGAGGGAUUUUGUUUGGUGGUUUUGGUAUUAAUGAUUGGUUUAUUCCAUUUGGGUUAUUCCGUCUGGAUGU
Linum tenue is the source of this 408-nucleotide messenger RNA. The record is from the annotation of a GenBank genome assembly. NCBI's taxonomy places the organism in Eukaryota, Viridiplantae, Streptophyta, Magnoliopsida, Malpighiales, Linaceae.